AGCUCCUGAACUCAAGUACAAUGCAGCUAAAUUGCAACUCGCCUCAGCCUAACCAGUGCCUGAGCUACAGCGCAGUCGGUCAUGCCCAGGAUCUCUUGAAACACCUGUACUCGUUGCGAUCUGAGAAGGCUUUUUGUGAUGCAACUAUCAUGGUUGGCAGCAAAAUGUUCACUGCACAUUGUGUCAUCUUGUCAGCGUGCAGCGAAUACUUCAAGCUGAUGUUCUGUGGUGGGUUAUCGGAGUCAUUUUCAAAACAAGUAGAGCUUCAUGGAAUUGAUGCUGGUAUAUUCAACAAUCUUCUAGAAUUUAUUUAUACAGGUGAAAUUGAUAUUACUUCCGAAAACGUACAAGACCUGUUGUCAGCGGCCGAUAUGCUGCAGAUCCCACAAAUCAUCCAGGCCUGCUGCAAUUUCUUGCGGUCACAGCUUCAUCCCUCCAACUGUCUUGGUAUUCAUAAAUUUGCAUCUGCACUAUCGUGCAUGGAAUUGUCCGCAGCAUGUGAAAUUUACACGCACAUGCAUUUCCUGCAAGUCAUCCAGCAUGAUGAGUUCCUUGAACUUGAUUGCGGUGAACUUCUUGCAUUGCUGAGCAGCGAGAAUCUACGAAUUGAAAGUGAACUGCAAGUAUUCAAAGCGGUCUUGAAAUGGAUUCUACAUGAUGUGACGCAGAGGAAAAAGUAUCUGGUUCAAAUCUUGGAGCCUGUACGGUUUCCUAUUAUUCCAAGUGACGAUUUAUUUGAAUGCAUUGAAAAACAAUGUAACAACCUCAGUGUAAACAUAGCUUUAGGAGCAUUGUUAGCCGAAUACAAUCCUAAAAGAAAAUCCAAGUUGAAAAAGUCAUCAAUUCGACCGUCUAACUUAAAAAUGAAACCAAGAUUGAAUGCUCGAAAAUACCUGUAUGUGAUUGGUGGUUAUAACCGUGAACCAGGUGGUUGCUGGAGUAAUAAUCAGACGCUGGAUAACGUUGAUCGUCUUGAUUCUUUUAACCAUAUUUGGACGUCUAUGCCAAAGCUAAAUCAGGGACGUAGUUCACACACAAUAGAAACACUGGAUGGAGUUAUUUAUGCCAUUGGUGGUGAAGAUGAUUUGCUGUUGUUUGACAGUGUGGAAGCAUUUGAUCCGUUGGAAGGGCAUUGGGUUAUGAAAGAGGAAAUGACAGUUCCGCGCAGUGGGCACUGCUCAUGCAUAUUUAAUGGUGCAAUUUAUGUGUUUGGUGGAUGUAUAGGGACUGAAAUUGGACAAACUAUUGAGUGUUACUCUCCUGAGAGGCAACAGUGGGUAGAAGUUGGCAAGAUGCUGUCACCACGAACCUCGUUUGGAUUGGUUGAAAGUGAAG
Molecule: messenger RNA, 1335 nt
Organism: Anneissia japonica
Lineage: Eukaryota; Metazoa; Echinodermata; Crinoidea; Comatulida; Comatulidae
Product: actin-binding protein IPP-like
Molecular function (GO): protein binding
Source: RefSeq, a predicted model, not a curated record